Molecule: messenger RNA, 1464 nt
Organism: Perca flavescens (yellow perch)
Lineage: Eukaryota; Metazoa; Chordata; Actinopteri; Perciformes; Percidae
Gene: bzw1a
Product: basic leucine zipper and W2 domains 1a
Exons: 12
Coding region: 133-1392 (419 amino acids)
Cellular component (GO): membrane; cytoplasm
Molecular function (GO): protein binding
Source: RefSeq, a predicted model, not a curated record
CAGAGGGCGGAGCCUGCGGAAGUCCUGACGGAAAGGUCUUUUUGUUUGGGCCGCUGAGAGAGAGUCGACACUUUGGCUUGAUUCCCCUGGUUAAUAACCGUUUUUUAUCUGCAUAACAUUCGGGUGUCUUUUAUGAGUAAUCAAAAGCAGCAAAAGCCGACGCUAACUGGCCAGCGGUUCAAAACGAGGAAAAGAGAUGAAAAGGAGAGAUUUGACCCUACUCAGUUUCAAGAAAGUAUCGUACAAGGCUUGAAUCAAACUGGCUCUGAUUUGGAAGCGGUUGCGAAAUUCCUUGAUGCCUCUGGCGCCAAGCUUGACUACCGUCGCUAUGCAGAGACUCUCUUUGACAUCCUGGUGGCUGGCGGGAUGCUGGCCCCGGGCGGGACUCUAUCCGAUGACUUGACCCGCACGGAGUUCUGCCUCUUCACGGCACAAGAAGACCUGGAAACAAUGCAAGCAUACGCUCAGGUUUUUAACAAGCUGAUCCGGCGUUACAAGUACCUGGAGAAGGGUUUCGAAGAGGAGAUCAAGAAGUUGCUGCUGUUUCUUAAAGGGUUCACUGAGUCAGAGCGCAACAAACUGGCCAUGCUGACCGGCAUCCUGCUGGCCAACGGCAACAUAUCAGCCUCCAUCCUUAACAGCCUCUACAACGAGAACCUCGUCAAAGAGGGAGUAUCUGCAGCCUUCGCUGUCAAGCUGUUCAAGUCAUGGAUCAAUGAAAAGGACAUCAACUCUGUUGCUGGCAGUCUACGCAAAGUCGGCAUGGACAACAGGCUUAUGGAACUCUUUCCUGCCAACAAACGGAGUUGCGAGCAUUUUUCUAAGUACUUCACCGACGCCGGGCUCAAGGAGUUGUCCGACUUCGCCCGCAACCAGCAAUCCAUUGGCGCGCGCAAAGAGCUGCAGAAGGAGCUGCAGGAGCAGAUGGCCCGCGGCGACCCUCAGAAGGAGAUUAUCGCCUUCACCAAAGAGGAGAUGAAGAAGUCCAACCUGUCGGAGCAGGCCAUGAUCAACAUCAUCUGGACCAGCGUGAUGAGCUGCGUGGAGUGGAACAAGAAGGAAGAGCUGGUGACCGAACAAGCCAUCAAACACUUGAAGCAAUACAGCCUCCUGCUGAAAGCCUUCACCUCCCAGGGUCUGUCCGAGCUCAGCCUGCUGCUAAAGAUCCAGGAGUACUGCUACGACAACAUCCACUUCAUGAAGGCCUUCCAGAAGAUCGUGGUGCUCCUCUACAAAGCGGAUGUUCUGAGUGAAGAGGCCAUACUGAAGUGGUACACAGACGCCCACGUUGCCAAGGGGAAGAGCGUCUUCCUCGAGCAGAUGAAAAAAUUCGUGGAGUGGCUGAAGAAUGCUGAGGAAGAGUCAGAGUCGGAGGAAGAAGAGACCGACUAAAACCUCCACCGCCAGAUGAGCUCUUUUUCUGCCCUUUUUCUUUUUUAUAUAUAUAUAUAUAUAUAUAUAUAU